Messenger RNA from Aspergillus fumigatus Af293, 1662 nucleotides. RefSeq names its product putative general amidase. The record is from RefSeq and is a predicted model, not a curated record. Lineage: Eukaryota; Fungi; Ascomycota; Eurotiomycetes; Eurotiales; Aspergillaceae. The transcript is spliced from 4 exons. Bases 1 to 1662 code for a protein of 553 amino acids.
AUGGACUCCCAAAACUCCAUAUCCGGCUGGCAGCACAAAGUCGCCCAAAAACAGCAGGAAUGCCUGCAGAAGAUCCCCGCUGAGUGGAAGAUCCCGGAAAGCCUCCUCUCUUCCCUCCAGCUACCACUAGCCGAGAACAGAAAUGACCUGAUUCAAGGAGACGCUGUUCGCAAAGCUGGUAUCCUAACCGAGCGAGAACUGCAAAUCACAGAGCAAUACACCGUGUCUGGCCUUCUGUCAGCAUUGGCAGAUGGGCGACUGACCUCGCUUGAAGUGACAUUGGCAUUCUCCAAGCGAGCUGCAGUGGCGCAGCAAUUGGUAAACUGCCUCACAGAGACCAUGUUCCCCGAAGCCCAAGAGCGAGCCAAAUAUUUAGACGAACUCAAGGUGCAAGGCAAAUCCGCAGGACCGUUGCAUGGCUUGCCGAUCAGCAUCAAAGACCUUUUCCACGUCAAGGGAACGCAUGCGUCGAUUGGCAUGAUCUCCUUUCUGGAUGAGAAAUCGACCGACAACUCGCCUUUGAUCGAUAUUCUGCUGAGCCUGGGAGCUGUUAUCUAUGUCAAGACGAAUAUUCCCCAAACAAUGAUGACGGCCGACUCACACAAUAAUGUCUUUGGUCGUACAUUGAAUCCCCACAAUACUAUUCUAGGACCCGGAGGAUCCAGCGGAGGGGAAGGCGCUCUUAUCGCCAUGAGAGGAUCGCCCCUAGGGGUCGGAACCGAUAUUGCAGGUAAGAAAGCUCCUGGUCGACAGGAAGUGGCUAACAAACCAGGUUCAAUUCGAAUCCCUGCUCUAUGCUGCGGAACGUACGGAUUCCGGCCCAGUGCAUCUCGUAUCCCAAACGGUGGCGGACGCAGCUGUAGUACCCCCGGAAUGAAGUUCAUCCUGUCCUGUGCAGGGCCGCUAGCUCUGGAUAUGGAUGCAGUUGAGGUCUUUUUGAAGACAGUCAUCGAUGCGAGACCCGGCCUGUACGAUUCCUCGGUCAUCGAUGUACCCUGGAGACAGGCGACGGUCAAACAUCCCUUGCGAAUUGGCGUCGUGCCUCCAGACUCUAGCUUCCCUCUGCACCCUCCGGUGAAAAGGACCUUAGCGAAGGCCGUCAAGUUAUUGAAAGCUCAAGGCCAUCAUAUCAUCGAGUUGUCAGCCGAGGAAUGUAAGGUAAUGGAGAUCAACGAGGUCGCAUGGAAUAUCUUUACUCUCGACAGUGGAGCCAUGGAACACUUACAAGCGACCGGCGAGCCACCGGUGCCUGCUCUCAUUAACGUCCAGCGUCAGGUAGAGAUACUGAGGCAGGCGGGGAAAACUUACCUACCUGAUUUCAGCCAUUUAGACCGACUAGGAAGACUCGCUGCUCUGAACACCAAGCGAGCCGAUCUUCGAGAGACCUGGAGGAAGAUGUGGAUCAGCCACGAUCUGGAUAUUUGUCUCGCGCCAUCAGCUCAAAACACGGCUGUUCCGCACGAUAUGUUUGGGCUUGCACCGUACACGACUUUCCUGAACUGUCUUGACAGGCCUAUUCCUCUGACUAACAGUCAUUUAGACAACUUCGCGCAGCUGGAAGGAGCACCAUGCUCUAUUCAAGUCUUCACUACUACGAUGAGAGAUGAAGAGUGUUUGGAAAUGGCAAAGAUCAUAGACCAGUGUCUGAAAAGCGAGGCGUAG